This is a messenger RNA of Pyrus x bretschneideri (Chinese white pear), 1239 nucleotides long. Its product is annotated as probable carboxylesterase 12. The transcript has a single exon. The record is from RefSeq and is a predicted model, not a curated record. Lineage: Eukaryota; Viridiplantae; Streptophyta; Magnoliopsida; Rosales; Rosaceae. Gene Ontology annotation, molecular function: hydrolase activity. Bases 164 to 1102 code for a protein of 312 amino acids.
UCACGAUCGGCAACGACCGUAAUAUGGUCUAUAAAAAGCAAUCAAGUCCCUUAGUUCCAUUCAAUAGACAGCUUCUUACCAUUAUUAGGUACCUUCAUCUCGGUGAGAAGAGCUCGGGUAACCUCCAAGGUUGCCGAUUGUCUCCUAUUCCUUGAAUCCAAACAUGACAAACGAAGUAGCCCAUGAUCUCUCUCCAUUCGUCAAAACAUACAAAGAUGGUCGAGUCGAGAGACUCUUAGGCACAUCCACAGUCCCUCCAUCAACGCCCCAAAUCGGUGUCCAAUCCAAAGACGUCGUGAUCUCACAAGAACCACCCAUAUCCGCAAGGCUUUACCUCCCCAAAUCCGCCACCAACUCAACCGACAAGCUCCCUCUUCUCGUUUACUUCCAUGGAGGGGGGUUCUGUGUGGAAAGCGCCUUUUCUCCCACAUAUCACAACUACCUGAACUCCUUGGUAUCCGAGGCCAAUGUUGUUGCUGUCUCUGUUGAAUAUAGGCUUGCCCCAGAGCACCCUCUUCCGGCUGCUUACAAUGAUUCAUGGGAUGCUAUUAAAUGGGUUGCUUCUCAUUUUGAUGGGAACGGCUUUGAAGAUUGGCUAAAUCGCUACGCAGAUUGUCAUCGCGUGUUCUUCGCUGGCGACAGCGCUGGGGCUAAUAUAGCAUACAACCUGGCUUCGAAAUUAGGGUCCGAGGGGUUGGAUGGUGUUAAGCUUUUUGGGCUUGUAUUGAUACAUCCAUACUUUUGGGGGACAGAACCAGUUGGGGGAGAGUUAACUACCCCAGAAGCUACAAGAGAGUUUAUGGCUAGUAUGUGGCGUUUUGUGCACCCUUCGACUAGUGGAUCCGAUGACCCGCUUAUAAACCCGUGUAAGGAUCCGAAACUGGCGGAGUUGGGUUGUGAGAAAGUGUUGAUUUUUGCUGCUGAGAAAGAUGUGUUGAAAGAUAGGGCAUGGCAUUAUGGUGAGACACUGAGAAAGUGUGGGUGCUGUGCGGCUGUGGAGGUGAUAGAAUCAAAGGGGGAGGAGCAUGUCUUCCAUCUGUUCAAUCCCACUUGUGAGAAUGCUGUGGCCAUGAAGAAAAAGAUUUCUUCUUUCUUGAAUUAGAAAGAAAUUUUAUUGGUACUCCGAAAACAUUAAUACACAUUUUUCUCAUUUUACUUUUAGCACUUAAAACGAGUGUCUUCAUGACAUUUUUAGAAUUAUAAAUAACAGCUGCCUAUGAGUGGUUUACCCUUUUUUUU